GCAUAGGAGACACUUUAUAUAUGUACCUAUCCUAACCCUCAAAACAGUCCCGUGAAGGCGUCAUUAUUCUCACCAUCAUCAACAACACCUUUUCGUAGCCCAGGACACUGGAGCACAGAGAGAUUAUGAAACUCCACCAAGGUCACACAGCCAGUAAGUGACAGAGCUGUGGUUUGAACCAAGGCAUUUGGGUGCCAGGGCCCACCCUCCUAGCUGCCCUGAGAGAGGAAACCUACAAAGGGGCAUUCUUUGAUUCAAUCGAAAAUAUUUACUGAGUUCCUCCUAAGGAAUCAGCAGAGGUGGUCUGGCCCCUCUGCAGGCUGCCCGUUGCAGGGUCCUGGGGAAUGGUUCCAGCCCUGGGCUGCUGGCAGAGCUUUGCUGAGACCUGGCAGAGGCGGCCCUGCCCUGUCAUGCCUCCCUCCGCAGCCCGCUCACCUGCCAGGGCGUUUGAACAAUGAUUAACCAGCAGCGGGCAAGCCAGUGCAGGCCAGGCUGGGCACGGCGGUGAGCUCACCCCUUGCACAACGGUGGCCGCACCCACCGCCCAGCUCGGGGGCUUGGCCCAAUGGGCAGGGCCAGGCAGGCUCCCAGAAGCUGAGGAAGUGGCCCUAGAAGGGGACAAGGGACAGCCUGGAUGGACAUGAAGACAUGAUCACAACCACAUUCUGUGCCACCCCCCUAGCCCCAGCCCAUGCAGACUCUCCAGAGCCUCCUACCAGGCCUCCAGGGCUGGCGUGGGACCAGCCCUGCUGGAGACAUUCCUCCAUCAGUGUCUCCAGAGCCUGUCCCAUGCUGCUCUGGCCACAGAACAUCAGACCCCAGACUGGACUGGAGGAUGCCAGAGCUUGCCCACCGCUGUGCUCUCUCAAACCCCUUCCGGAGCCUGGGCCUUGCAGAGCCUGGCUCUGGCCCUCCUGCUCGGGGAAGCGCAGGCGUGCGCAAGUUCCAGGCAUGUGCACCCACGCCCACACCAGCCCCCAGGGCCCUUCCCUGGGAGCACCCUGGUCUCGAGUGCCAGAGCCCGCACGGCGGUGGUGGUGGGAGUGAACUCACACUCGGACCGAGCCAAGUCUGCCUCCAGACGAUGUCUCCACUCCUGCCCACUCCAGCCCGCCGGAGGCUCCAGCCUCUUACGUGUUUGUGGAACGGAGCACUGAAGUCCUUUGUCCUAAAUGAACUCCAUGCCCAUUCCAGGUUCGGCUUUACUGCUUCAGAAGCUGGACGUCUCCAGAAGGCUGGGACGAGUGGCGUGGAGGGGAGCCGUGUGUGCAAGAUUAUUUUCUUGGGAGGGGGCCAGGUACCCUGGGCAGGGUUGUUGGCCUUCUCCCCACCCCCACACCAGUCCUCAAUACUGCAGAAAGGCUGGUUCCUGCUGGUCUGCUCUGGGGUCCUAGCUGACCUGAGGCCCUGUCGCCUUGCUGGUGCCCCUCAGAGAACCCAGGAGUCUGGGUGCCAAGGCCUGGGCCUGACUGGGCUGCCUGGCCCGCCUCACAGCCUAGAGGCAGUGCGACCCGAAGGCUCUCCAACAAGAGAAAAAGGAUGGGCACCUGCUGACCAAGAAGUGGCGCCCUGUUUUUAUGCCAAGGUCACCUGCCCAGCCUCAGGGACCUCAAGUUCUGGGUCAUGUGCUUUGGGUACCACAUCCAUUUAUUCUCUCACAACCUGGACUGAGAAGACCUGGGCCUUCCAGCUCCCACAGAGCCCUCAUCCUCCCAGGAUGCCUGAGACCCGGCCCGCCCUAGCCCCCAGCACUGUCUUCUUUCUGGUGGCACCUGCUGGGCUAGUCCCUGAGGAUGGGGACAGGAGAGAGUGCUCGCUGUGCUCAGGCGCCUGCAACCUGGGGCAGCCUGACUCGGGAACGCUGGCAGUGUGUGCGUGGUUCCCUGAGGGAGCCACAGGCCUGUGCUGCUGUGGUGGGGCCCCAAGCUGCGCCUUCUGUACACCAGGCCUUGCUCUAAGCAAUCCACAUGUAUGUAUGAAGGUACAGAGAGAUUCAGCAACUUGCCAAGGAUGUACAGCUAGUAGCUGGGUCUGGCACCUGUGCUUGCAAGCCCCAUGGAAUACCGCUUUGGAGUAACACGCACAGGAAGCCAGUGCUAGGCAGCUUCCAGAUGGUGUAGACCAGAUGGUGUAGACCAGAUGGCAGUGGCACUCGGCCCGGGGCACGAUGGGGCUUGUCAGACAGAAGCACUGCGAGGGCACCCCAGACGGGGGAGCAGCAUCUGGAAGGCUCAGAGGUGUGAACGGCGGCCACCCCCAGGGAGGAGAUGGGGACAGGUGAUUCCUGCGCUUUCACCAUCGCCCUGUGUUGUUGGAGCCCCCAACAUUGAGCACACGGUCACGAAUUACAGAAACAUCUCGCUGGUGCUAUGUGGAGAAUGGGUUGGCAACUGUAUGAAGUUCCCCUCACCCUCCAG
Microcebus murinus (gray mouse lemur) is the source of this 2417-nucleotide messenger RNA. Lineage: Eukaryota; Metazoa; Chordata; Mammalia; Primates; Cheirogaleidae. The record is from RefSeq and is a predicted model, not a curated record.